Messenger RNA from Camellia sinensis, 1298 nucleotides. Lineage: Eukaryota; Viridiplantae; Streptophyta; Magnoliopsida; Ericales; Theaceae. The record is from RefSeq and is a predicted model, not a curated record.
CACAAUCAUUGCCACACUUUUCGUUUACAACUCUAGAUACAGCUACAGCAAAUCCAGAAAACUUAAAGAUGGAUAGUGAUGCAUCCUCAAUAAGUGAAGCUAGUUCAAAUAGUGCACUAGGAGACACUGACGCUGCAAAGUCUUCCCAAGUUUCUAGAUGUCAAGAGUAUCGGAUGACUUUACUAGAUUUAUACUCUGGAUGUGGAGCCAUGUCAACUGGUCUCUGCCUUGGAGCAUCCGUAUCUGGUUUGAAACUGGUUACUCGGUGGGCUGUGGAUAUAAAUUCUAAUGCAUGCGAAAGUUUAAAGUUGAACCAUCCUGAAACUGAGGUGAGAAAUGAAGCAGCAGAAGAUUUCCUAUCUUUGCUUAAGGAGUGGGAAAAGCUUUGUAAAGAAUUUCAAUUGUUGGGUUCCCAUCAAUCAGAAGAUUCCAAUUCUGAACAAAACAGCUUGGACAGUGAUGAUGAUGUUGAUGAUGGCUCUAAGGUUCCUUCUGGAGAGUUCGAAGUGGGAAAAUUACUGGCCAUUUGUUAUGGUGACCCAAACAGUGUCAACAAACAUGGGCUGUAUUUUAAGGUGCGUUGGAGGGGCUAUGGGCCAAGUGAAGACACUUGGGAGCCAAUUGAUGGUUUAAGUAAUUGCACUGACAGUAUAAAGGAAUUUGUGACAAGAGGGUUUAAAUCAAAGAUUUUGCCUCUUCCAGGUGAUGCUGAUUUUAUAUGUGGAGGCCCUCCAUGUCAAGGGAUGAGUGGUUUCAAUCGUUUUAGAAAUUUUAUUGACCCUUUGAAGGAUCCAAAGAACUAUCAACUUGAGGUGUUUAUGAAUAUUGUUGGAUUUUUGAAGCCGAAGUAUGUUUUAAUGGAGAAUGUUGUUGAUAUAUUGAAACUAUCUGGAGGAGUUUUGGGUUGUUAUGCCGUUGGUCGGUUAGUUUCUAUGGACUACCAAGCUCGACUGGGAAUACUUGCUGCGGGGUCAUUUGGAGUUCCUCAAUGUCGGAUGCGAGUCUUCCUUUGGGGUGCAUAUCAAAUGGAGAAGUUGCCUCAAUAUCCUUUACCUACACACGAGUUUGUUGGGAAAGGGGUUUGUCCAGUUGAAUUCAAGGAAAUUGUUGUCUGGUAUGAAAAAGGGCAAGCAUGCAAGUUGGAAAAGAGUGUUGUACUUUCUGAUGCAAUAUCUGAGUUACCAGCGGUUACUAAUUAUGAUAGUCAAGAUGAAAUGGUGUAUUGUCAUGCUCCUUGCACCGAUUUUAUUCUUGCCUUUCAAAUUAAUGGCCAUGCUUUGUAUACUUUUUACCUAUGA